UUGGAAAAUAUGUUUAUAUCACAGUUCCACAGACAUCUUGUCAUGACUUGUCAUCACUGUUCCAACUGCUUUUCUGGGCUGCAGACUCUGCAGCACAUCACUGCGAUGCUCGGGUGAAUCUGCUGACUCCCUCCCUGGCCCUGUUCGGGAAAUAAAUAAAUAAAACUUGCGUCUCUGCUGAGUCAUGCAUUGUAGCCCGCAAUAAUGAUAUCAAUAGUGUGGUGGGCUGUCCACCCCGAGCCUCUCGCGGUCCGCUGUGCGAUGCCUCACGUAGCGCAGCAUGUCAGCCGGAGGCUUUAUUCUCAUCUGGAGCCCUCAGUUGUACUGUAGCGGUGCGCAGCGGCGGGGAGAGGAGAGGAGAGGAGAGGAGCCAGCUGUCCGAGGCUGCGGGAUCUGUCCUACAUCUUCGCCCGAGGAUGAUCGCCGCGGCGUUCCUGGUGCUGCUGAGGCCGUACAGCAUUCAGUGUGUCCUGCUGCUGCUGCUGCUCUUGCUCGGGACCAUCGCCACGAUCCUGUUUUUCUGCUGCUGGCAUCGCAGGCUCCGCGAUGGGAAGCACCCAAUGAAAUCGGUGCUCUCCGGACGCGCAAAGAGCCGCGUUGGCCUCCGAACGCACCAUUUUCGAUCAGAGGGCUUCAGGCACAGUCCACGUCACGCGAGAAGGAGCAUACAUGCUCGGGUGGCCGAGGAAAAACCCAACUUGGUUGAGAUCCCUGAGAGCGAGCCGGAUUCAUCAUCCACCCUCAGGAAACGCAAAGUGAAGAAGAGAGUCCCACCCGAAUUUUACCAGUCUGUACAAGUCACGCCCACACGCAGACCUAGCUCCAGCUCGGGGAACCCGUCCCUCCACGGCUCCAUGUCCUCCUCGGCGGAUUUCUCCGACGAGGAUGACUACAGCGUCAAAUCCGGGUCGGCGUCGCCGGCCCCCGGGGACACUUUGCCCUGGAACCUGCCCAGACACGAGCGGUCCAAGAGGAAGAUCCAGGGAGGGUCCGUGCUGGAUCCGGCGGAGAGAGCGGUGCUCCGGAUCGCAGAUGAAAGAGACAGAGUGCAGAAGAAGACGUUUACAAAAUGGAUAAAUCAGCAUCUGCUGAAGGUACGGAAGCAUAUAAAUGACCUGUAUGAAGACUUGAGAGAUGGACAUAACCUGAUCUCACUGCUGGAGGUUUUGUCCGGAGACACAUUGCCAAGGGAGCGCGAUUUUCUGAAGACAUUGCGGUUGGUGAGUGGGACAGAAGCAUGUGCGGUUGAGCAGCAUGGAGACACGGUGGAUGAUGAUAAGGGGCCUCGGGAGAGAGGGAGGAUGCGCUUCCACAGACUCCAGAAUGUACAAAUAGCGCUGGACUAUUUAAAGAGGCGGCAGGUCAAACUUGUGAAUAUCCGGAAUGACGACAUCACAGACGGUAACCCGAAACUGACCCUGGGACUGAUCUGGACCAUAAUUCUGCACUUUCAGAUCUCGGAGAUCCAUGUGACAGGGGAGUCCGAGGACAUGACAGCCAAGGAGAGGCUGCUGCUCUGGUCCAAGCAGAUAACAGAUGGCUACGUGGGUGUACGAUGUGCCAACUUCACCACCUCUUGGAGGGACGGGAGGCUCUUUAACGCCAUCAUUCAUAAGUACAGGCCAGACCUGGUUGACAUGAGUCAUGUGUCGACGCAGAGCAACCGAUCAAAUUUAGAGCACGCGUUUUGUAUGGCUGAGCAGCUGGGGGUGGCCAGACUGCUGGACCCUGAGGACGUAGAUGUUCAGUCUCCUGACGAAAAAUCCGUCAUCACCUACGUCUCGACGCUGUACGAUGCCUUCCCCAAAGUACCUGAUGGUGUAGAUGGAAUCAAUGCUAAUGAUGUGGAUAUCAAAUGGGUGGAGUACCAGAACAUGAUCAAAUACCUCAGCCAGUGGAUCAAACACAAUGUGGCCAUAAUGUCAGAUAGAUCAUUCCCCAACAACCCUGUGGAACUCAAGGCACUUUAUACACAGUAUCUGCAGUUUAAGGAACAUGAAAUCCCACUGAAAGAGAACGAGAAGACGAAAAUCGAAAAUCUCUACAAAAUGCUUGAGAUGUGGAUCGAGUUUGGACGUAUUCACUUACCCCAGGGGCAUCAUCCCAACGAUGUGGAGAAGGAGUGGGGCAAAUUGAUUGUUGCCAUGCUGGAAAGGGAGAAGAGCCUGAGGCCUGAGGUGGAAAGGCUUGAGAUGUUGCAGCAAAUUGCCAACAGGGUCCAGCGGGACUGUGUUAACGGAGAGGACAAGCUGGCGUUGGCAUGGACAGCCUUACAGUCUGAUGCAAAACGUCUCGAGUCUGGAAUUCAGUUCCUACAUGAGGCUGAGAUUGCGGGCUACUUGUUGGAGUGUGAAAAUAUCCUCAGACAACAAGUGGUGGACAUCCAACUUCUACUGGACGGGAGAUUCCCCUUUGCAGAUCAACUAGUCCAAAGGGUGUCAAAACUGCGGGACGACCUUCUAACCCUGAGAGCUGAGUGUUCUUCUGUGUACAGCCAAGGCCGAACGUUGACAACUGAACAAACCAAGAUGAUGAUCUCGGGCAUCACACAGAGUCUGAACUCCGGCUUCUCGCAGAACAUGGGCACAAACCUGACUCCAGCCCUCACUCCUGCACUCACCCCCGGGGGGAUAGCUACCCCCGGGUCCCCAUUCACCUCCAGCCUUACGCCGUGCCUGACCCCGUCCUUGACCCCGGGCUUGCAGCCUCCUUCAGUCCAGUGCUACAUGGGGAGUGGCGGCGGCGGCGGCGGCGGCGGCGGCAUGGACCCAGGAAGCCUCAGGCAUUUGAAACACAUGCAGAUCCGCAAGCCCUUACUGAAAUCCUCACUGGCAGACCCCAACAUGACAGAGGAGGAGGUCAACAUGAAAUAUGUUCAGGACCUCCUGAUGUGGGUGGAAGACAUGCAGGUGCAGCUGGACCGUUCAGAGUGGGGAUCUGAUUUGCCAAGUGUGGAAACACAUUUAGACAACCACAAAAGUGUACAUAGAGCCAUUGAAGAAUUUCAAAUGAGUCUUAAAGAUGCCACACUGAGUGAAAUUCAAAUGACCAUUCCCCUGAAGCUAAGUUACUCCGACAAAUUGAACAAACUAGAAAAGCAGUAUGAACGGCUGUUGAGCUGUUCGAGAGAGCGGCAGAGCCACCUGGAGAACCUACUCGACUUUGUGUCGCAGGCCACUCAGGAGCUCAUCUGGCUGAAUGAGAAGGAGGAGGAGGAGGUUGCCUUUGACUGGAGCGAUCGCAACAGCAACAUCUCCAAGAAAAGAGACUACCACGCCGACCUGAUGAGGGAGCUGGAUGAAAAGGAGGUCGUGAUCAAGUCUGUGCAGGACAAGGCGGAACGCCUUAUGUUCAAGAACCACCCAGCCAAGACAACUAUUGAAGCGUACAGAGCUGCCAUGCAGACACAGUGGAGCUGGAUUUUACAGCUCUGCUCAUGCGUAGAGCGGCAUCUCAAGGAGAACGCUGUUUAUUUUGAGUAUUUCCGUGACGCCAAAGAGUCCAUAGACUACCUUAAGAGCCUGCAAGACGCCAUUCAGAGGAAAUACAGCUGUGAUCGAACAAGCAGCCUGCACAGACUGGAGGACCUCAUUCAGGAGUCCAUGGAUGAGAAAGAGCAGCUCCUUCAGUACCGCAGCGCCGUCGCCGGUUUAGUGGGCAGGGCCAAAAACAUUGUGCAGCUCAGACCCAGGAACCCUGAAAGCCCCGUGAGGUCAUCCAUCCCCGUAAAAGCCAUCUGUGAUUAUCGUCAAAUAGAGAUUACUAUCUAUAAAGAUGAUGAAUGUGUGUUGGCGAGUAACUCUCACCGGGCCAAGUGGAAAGUCAUCAACCCAGCAGGGAACGAGGCCAUGGUGCCCUCUGUUUGUUUCACUGUGCCUCCACCCAACAAAGAGGCCGUUGAUAAGGCGACAAGAACUGAGCAGUUAUACCAGAAUGUCCUGGCACUGUGGCACCACUCCCACAUCAACAUGAAGAGCGUGGUGUCUUGGCAUUAUCUAAUGGCUGACGUACGAGCCAUUCGAAACUGGAAUGUGGCCUCGAUAAAGACCAUGCUGCCAGGUGAGCAUCAGCAGGUCUUGAGCAACAUGCAGUCGCACUUCGACGAGUUCCUGGAAGACAGCGAGGAGUCUGAGGUCUUCACAGUGGCAGACUGCGCCCAGCUGGAGGGAGACGUCACGGCCUGCAAGGAAUACUACCAGGAACUGCUCAGAUCCGCAGAGCGAGAGGAACACGAGGAAUCGGUGUACAACAAUUACAUCUCAGAAAUACGCAACUUCCGCAUGCACCUGGAGGCCCAUGAGGAACACCUGAUCCGGCAAAUCCGCACGCCGCUGGAGAGGGACGACCUGGAGCAGAGUCUCCAGCGCAUCACAGAGCAUGAGAGGAAGACGGCGGAGCUGAAUAAAGUGAAGGAGGACCUCGAUGUCAUGAAGGAGAAGUGCGAGCUGUUCCUCAGACAGGCCGCAGGUUCUUCGUCUGUGCCGACGCUUUCCUCUGAACUCACCGUCCUCGUUCAGAGCAUGAGCCAAGUGUACUCCAUGUCUUCCAUUUAUAUGGACAAACUGAAAACAGUGAGCUUAGUGGUGAAGCACAGCCAGAGCGCAGAGGCGCUAGUCAAGGCCUACGAAUCCAAACUCUAUGAGGAAGAUGCCAUGAACUCCGAAGUCAAAUCCAUUGAGACUGUGAUUUCAACACUUAAGCAAUGGCGGACGGAGAUUGACGAGAAACAGGAGGUGUUCCAUGACAUGGAGGAUGAGCUGCAGAAAGCACGAGCUAUCAGCGACCGCAUGUUUAAGGCCCACAAUGAGCGCGACUUUGACCUCGACUGGCACAAGGAAAAAGCUGAUCAGCUGAGUGAAAGAUGGCAGAACAUUCACUCCCAGAUUGACUGCAGGCUUCGGGACCUCGAUGGUAUCGACAAAUCCCUGAAACACUACAGAGACUCAUACAGCAUUCUUGAUGAAUGGGUUCGAGAAAUGGAAGUGGCACAGCUGAAGGCACAGGAAAACAAACCUGAAGAUAGCAAGGCACUGGCUGAGCUGUUAAACAAACAGAAGGUCCUUGUUGCUGAAAUUGAACAAAAACAGAGCAGAAUUGAUGAGUGUCAGAAGUAUUCGGAGCAGUACUCUUCUGCCAUUAAGGAUUAUGAACUUCAGCUGAUGACCUUCAGAGCGAUGGUCGACUCCCAACACAAAUCUCCUCUCAAGAAACGGAGGAUGCAGAGCUCUUCUGAUGCCAUUCAGCAGGAGUUCAUGGAUCUCCGAACCCGCUACACUGCUCUGGUGACUCUCAUGACGCAGUAUGUGAAGUUUGCCAGUGAAACGCUGAAGAGAACUGAAGACGAGGAGAGAUCUGUUGAUGAGGAGAAGAGAGAGCAUGGUGAUAAAGUUAGCAAACUAUUGCACUGGAUGAAACAAAGCCUGAACAAUGAUGGGAAUGCUAUGAAAGAUAGCAAUGCCAACACAGAUGCUUCUAAUAAACCCCAGGUGUCAGUCGAGGAAAUGGUCACAAAGAAGGAACAAAUUGCAGAGGCACUGAGGGCCACACAGAUGAUGCUGAACAAACACAGUGACAAAAUGACAGAAGAGGAAAGAGAGAAGGCGCAGGAGCAGCUGAUGGCACUCAAUCAGGCGUACAGUGAACUCUCCCAACAGUGUUCAGAUCAGACGACCUCUGCAGAAGAGGAUUUUAAACCGAGUGAUCGGAUGGAUGGGCUUCGGACUGAAACCAAGAGUCCCCUGACUGAUCAGAUGACUUGGAACACUCUCCCAGAGGCCCAACUCAUGACCUGUGAUGCUCUCAGACAAGAUCUUGUGUACAAACCCACGCCGAACCACUUGUCAGAGCUGAACGAUGCAAAGAAGUGCAUACAAAGUCCAGAUGUCUCCUCUGUCUCCCUCUCUGACAUAGCAGCAGCUAGGGAAGGGCCAACGUUUGAAGACCUGGUCAUGAAGAUGAUAGAGGUCAAACAAGUCUGCGAUGGAGUGGAGGUGUGCUACACAGGUGACACACUAACCAUAGAGAGGGCGUUUCAUAGUGGUUUGAUACCUGCUUGUGUCUAUGUAAAUAUUCUUCAGAGACAGAAGACCUGUCAGGAAAUGAUAAAUCACAGUAGUCCUGAAAAUGUGUCACUCGUAGAGCCUGAGCACGAGUUUGAACCUUGCAAGGUCAAUCAACUGAUAUUAAAGUGCCUCAGCAGAAAUAAACCACUGACACCAGGGAGGAAUGUUAGUACCUUGAGGUCUGUUUGUGAUGGUUUAAGCGAUCAGGAGACUUUGUCAAGGCUGUUGGGUGCUCAGUUGGAUGCAGAUGGAAAUGAAAAUGGUGACAGGCUAAAGGUGGAUGCAGCCAUCCAGUGUGAUUUGAUGAGCUCCAGCAGCACACUCACCGUGCUCGGAAAUCAGCAGCAGUUUAUGGGACUUGUGUUGCCUCACUCUGGGGAAAUUCAAACUGUGUCCACCUCAUUCCACUAUCAUGAGCAAUUGACCACCAAUGAGUACACCAGCAGUCUGUUUAGUGAUAGGCAAAAGAUAGCUGCUUUUUACAUUCCGGAAAAUUCAGAGAUAGUAGACAUUGCUUCCGCCAUUGAGAAUAGUUUGACUGACAAUUAUACAACAGAGGUUUUAAAAUCUAUAGAACUUCCUGAUGUCUUUCCUGAUGUGGAUCACCUUUAUGAAAAGUUUUCAUCUUGGCUCAUGUAUAAAAAACUCACCGUUGAUGGAUGCCAUCGCGCAGCAGAGAGCAUAAAGGUUGACAACAUUCCUAGUACCACAGAGGCAAGGCAGAUGUUUAUCUCCUACCUAAUGAUGAACAGUUUCAUUGAUCCGAAGUCAGGACAGAGGGUCCUGAUACUCGAUAGACAGCUGAAUGAAACAGUAAAGAUUUUCCUUGAGGAUUUGGUAUUAUCUGAAAACACUGAGAAUAAUGUAAGUUCUCUGACUGUAACUGAUGUUCCGGAACAGUUAGAUAUACCGCUGCUCAUAAAUGAGGAAACUGAGGGAUUAAUGAAAAACGCACAAUACACCUAUGAUCCUAAUGAUUUUGUUUCCUCGGUCGAUGGGAGAAUUAACUUCAAUGAAAGCACAGACCACACAUUCUAUCCUCAAAAUUUAGUUUCAUCGGGCAAUGGGAAGAUUACCUUUGAUAAAAACACAGACCACACAUUUCAUGGUCUUGAUUGUGUUUCGUUGGGUAAUGGGACGAUUACCUUUGAUGAAAACACAGACCAAAAUGUUGAUCCUCGUGAUUUUGGUGCCUCUAUCGAUGGGAGGAUUACCCUUGAAGAAAAAACUCAACACUUAUCUGAUCCCUGUGAUUUUGUUUUCUCUGUCGAAGAGAGGAUCACUUUUGAUGAAAAAACACAGUGCACAUUCGAUUCUCAUAAUUUUGGUUCCUCCGUCGAUGGGAGGAUUACCUUUGAUGAAAAAACACAACAUGUAUUUGAUCCUAGUGACUUUGUUUUCUCUGUUGCUGAGAGGAUCACUUUUGAUGAAAAAACACAGCACACAUGCGAUCCUCAUGAUUUUGGUUCCUCUGUCGAUGGGAGGUUUCCCUAUGAUGAAGACACAGACUACACAUUCCAACCUCAUGAUUUUGGUUCCUCUGUCAAUGGGAGGAUUGCCCUUGAUGAAAAAACACAGCACUUUUAUCUUCGUGAUUUUGUUUCCUCUGUCGAUGAUAGGAUCACUUUUGAUGAAAAAAAUCAGCACACAUGCAAUCCUCAUGAUCUUAGUGCUACCGUCGAUGGGAGGAUUGCCUUUGAUGAAAACACAAACCACACAUUCGAUCCUGAUGAUUUUGGUUCCUCUGUCGAUGGGAUGGUUACCGUUGAUGAAAACACAGACCACACAUGUGAUCCUCAUGAUGUUGGUUCCUCCAUCGAUGGGAGGAUUAUCGUUGAUGAAAAAACACACCACGCAUUUGAUCCUCAUGAAUUUGGUUCUUCUCUCGAUGGGAGAAAUAUCUUUGAUGAAAAAUCACAGCACACAUGCGAUCCUCAUGAUUUUGGUUCCUCUGUCGAUGGGAGGAUUUCCUUUGAUAAAAACACAGACCACACAUUCAAUCUUGAUGAUUUUGGUUCCUCUGUCGAUGGGAGGAUUACCCUUGAUGAAAAAACACAACACUUAUAUGAUGCUUGUGAGUUUGUGUCCUCUGUCGAUGUAAGGAUCAUGUUUGAUGAAAAAACACACCACACAGGUGAUCUUCAUGACUUUGGUUCCUCUGUCGAUGGGAGGAUUACUAUUGAUGAAAACACAGACCACAUGUUCGAUCCUCAUGAUUUUGGUUCCUCUGUCGAUUGGAGGUUUACCGUCGAUGAAAACACAGAACACACAUUUGAUCCUCAUGAUUCUGGUUCCUCUGUCGAUGGGAGGAUUACCGUUGAUGAAAACACAGAACACACAUUCGAUCCUCAUGAUUUUGUGUCCUCUGUCGAUGGGAGGAUCAUAUUUGAUGAAAAAACACAGCACACAUUCGAUCCUCAUGAUUUUGGUUCCUCUGUCGAUGGGAGUAUUACCUUCGAUGAAAAAACACACCACACAGGUGAUCUUCAUGACUUUGUUUCCUCUGUCGAUGGGAGGAUUACUAUUGAUGAAAACACAGACCACACGUUCGAUCCUCAUGAUUUUGGUUCCUCUGUCAAUUGGAGGUUUACCGUUGAUGAAAACACAGAACACAUAUUUGAUCCUCAUGAUUUUGGUUCCUCUGUCGAUGGGAGGAUUACCGUUGAUGAAAACACAGAACACACAUUCGAUCCUCAUGAUUUUGGUUCCUCUGUCGAUGGGAGGAUUACCCUUGAUGAAAAAACACAACACUUAUCUGAUGCUUGUGAUUUUGUGUCCUCUGUCGAUGGGAGGAUCAUAUUUGAUGAAAAAACACAGCACACAUUCGAUCCUCGUGAUUUUGGUUCCUCUGUCGAUGGGAGUAUUACCUUCGAUGAAAAAACACACCACACAGGUGAUCUUCAUGACUUUGGUUCCUCUGUCGAUGGGAGGUUUACCGUUGAUGAAAACACAGACGACGCGUUCGAUCCUCGUGAUUUUGGUUCCUCUGUCGAUGGGAGGAUUACCGUUGAUGAAAACACAGACCACGCAUUCGAUCCUCGUGAUUUUGGUUCCUCUGUCGAUGGGAGGAUUACCGUUGAUGAAAACACAGACCACGCGUUCGAUCCUCGUGAUUUUGGUUCCUCUGUCGAUGGGAGGAUUACCCUUGAUGAAAACACAGACCACGCGUUCGAUCCUCGUGAUUUUGGUUCCUCUGUCGAUGGGAGGAUUACCGUUGAUGAAAACACAGACCACACAUUCGAUCCUCGUGAUUUUGGUUCCUCUGUCGAUGGGAGGAUUACCCUUGAUGAAAACACAGACCACACAUUCGAUCCUCGUGAUUUUGGUUCCUCUGUCGAUGGGAGGAUUACCGUUGAUGAAAACACAGACCACACAUUCGAUCCUCGUGAUUUUGGUUCCUCUGUCGAUGGGAGGAUUACCCUUCAUGAAAAAACACAACACUUAUCUGAUGCUUGGGAUUUUGUGUCCUCUGUCGAUGGGAGGAUCAUAUUUGAUGAAAAAACACAGCACACAUUCGAUCCUCAUGAUUUUGGUUCCUCUGUCGAUGGGAGGAUUACCGUUGAUGAAAACACAGACCACACAUUCGAUCCUCAUGAUUUUGGUUCCUCUGUCGAUGGGAGGAUUACCGUUGAUGAAAACACAGACCACACAUUCGAUCCUCGUGAUUUUGGUUCCUCUGUCGAUGGGAGGAUUACCCUUGAUGAAAACACAGACCACACAUUCGAUCCUCGUGAUUUUGGUUCCUCUGUCGAUGGGAGGAUUACCGUUGAUGAAAACACAGACCACACAUUCGAUCCUCGUGAUUUUGGUUCCUCUGUCGAUGGGAGGAUUACCCUUCAUGAAAAAACACAACACUUAUCUGAUGCUUGGGAUUUUGUGUCCUCUGUCGAUGGGAGGAUCAUAUUUGAUGAAAAAACACAGCACACAUUCGAUCCUCAUGAUUUUGGUUCCUCUGUCGAUGGGAGGAUUACCGUUGAUGAAAACACAGACCACACAUUCGAUCCUCAUGAUUUUGGUUCCUCUGUCGAUGGGAGGAUUACCGUUGAUGAAAACACAGACCACACAUUCGAUCCUCAUGAUUUUGGUCCCUCUGUCGAUGGGAGGAUUACCGUUGAUGAAAACACAGACCACACAUUUGAUCCUCAGGAUUUUGUGUCCUCUGUUGCUGGUAGCACUACUUUCAAUGAUUUUGAAGGAUUUUCUGAUACCACAGACCCUGGGGUAGCAGAGAAAAACAAAAAGUCAGGUGAAGUUGGAGAGAGAAUUUGUGCAAAUAGUUUACAAACUGAUGUUGGAGGUGCUGUUAUUGAAGAUCUUGAUAUUCCAGCUUCUGUGGUGAUGUCAGUCUUUCCCAUAUUAAGUUCUGUAAAAAGCACAAAUGUUGGCUCACUCUCCAAGAUGAGUGACUCUGAGUGUUCCGGGAAAUCUUGCUCCCAGACAAUAGACCACUUUAAUGCGGAGUCAGUGUGCUCUGAAUCAAGAACUAUCGAUACUAACCUAGCUGAGUUUUUAUGCUCUGAGGACUUGGUGGAGGAAAGGGGCAUUUUAGAUGUCACCUCUGGGAGAUGUUAUGACAUGAACACAACUUACAAUAAGGGCCUUGUUGAUGAGACGGCAACACUGAAACUGCGUGACCUACAGUCAGAUGAAAAGGGAAGUGUUGUAGGAGUUGAGGAGGGUUCUAUGUCUGUUUUAAAACAAGUACUGUCAGAUGAAUCCAUAUUGUCGAAUAUUGAUCUUCCUACAAUGAAGGAGCGGAGACUUUUUAGUUCAGAUUGCACCGUUAGUAUCCAUGAGUCUUUGCAGCCUAGAUUAGUAACUGAUGCGGCUAAUUUAGAUUCCAAAACCGGCAUUUACCCGGAAGAAAACUGCAGCCAAUCCAUCUCUGUCGAUCAGAAUCUGGGAUUAAUUAACAUAAAUCAAGCUGAAAACAGGCAGGGUUCGACUGAACAGAAGGUUGCGGCCGUCGUGCUUGAUUUCAAAAAGGAGGAGGGUGAUAAAGAGAGCGAAAGUGCUUUAGAUUGUGUGACGAGGGGAAAUAUAGAUGAUGAGAUGAGUAACUAUCUCCAUAACUCCCCUCCCCCUGCUCGUGGUCACGAGCUUCCGGUGAUCUCACCCACCUCAUGGAGUCAAGUUACUGCAGAGUGUGUUCAUCACACAGACAAAUGCCCCUCACUGCCCGAGGACACUGACUCACAGGUCUUAAUCAAUUGCCAGCUGACAGAGAGAGCAGAUCUAUCCAGCUGUGUGAUGGAAAAUGCUGCUCUAACUACUCAUUCGCGUCAAUCGAGUCUGCAUGACAGAACCUGCAACAGCAACACUGAUCCAGAAAACCAGACUUAUCACUCCUGUAAACCUGACAGCUCACCCAUACCUAAUGAUUUUUUAAUCACUGGAUACAAUUCCCCAUUGGGUAAUCAGACAUUGAGCAAGAGUGACAAAGACAAGUCCACAUCUCAUUGUACCGUGUUGUCUGAGGAAAGUAGAUUGGAGAAUGACACUGUUCAGUCACCUUUGGACAAUGAGCCAACUCCAAGUUUGUAUUACUCAUCACCCAGGGAUUUGGUUGAAAGUGCAAUUACCUCAGUUUCCUGGGGCGAUUGUAACUAUGACGAAAACAUUGCAGACGAUGGCAGUACAAGCACAUUACCUCAGCAAGCAGUGCUUCAUUCUGAGAGUGAUUUUAGUUCUGGCUCUGAGCCCAGAUGCUUUCAAGAGGGUCAGACAUCUCGGCCGCCUGUUGUUUCCAGUGAAAUCACUACAUCAGAUACUGGCAAUCAUGGGAGUUGCGAUAUAAAAAAUUCAAGGCAUUACACUUCAACAAGCACUAGAGUUUCUCUUGAAACUCUUGAACUGACUAAUAACGAUUCGUUUGACUCAAAGCACAGUGGUGCAGAUGAGGCUGAGCCACACUCAGAGAUGUUUUCCCCAGAGAGUCAACACAAGGACAUUUUCAGUCACUCUGAGCAGAUCUCUGUGUCAGGAAAUGAGAUAGAAAAUGCACACAAAAAUGAUGGAAGUGAGUGUUGUUUAAAUCCACGGUCUGAAUCAUCAAACGUCAACUCAGGACGGUCUGAAACUAGAAUGAAAGAUGGUUUAGGUUCUGUAACCGUACCAGACAGAAAUAGUUUAGACCUGUAUGCUUCCGAAUAUCCACAGAUAGUUUCCGAUUUCCUGUCGGACGGCAGCAAUUCAUCUGCUGUUGCCUCUUCAGCUCCAGCAGUGUUUUCUAAUGAUGUGAGGACAUGUGUAGAUGACCAGGAGGAAAUGGGGACUAAUGUCAGUGAUUUGUCACCAACGCUCUUAAACACUGAAAGCCCUGUCGCUAUAGUUCAGAAAACCCAACAACCUUUAGGUGAAGGAGAUUUUCACGAGAGAGACAUGCAUCAUGGACUUUUAAAAAGCAGUCACUCAGGUCUUCCCGUGGAUUUUCUGGAGCAAAGCACUCCCAGUUUGAACAACAAAGAACAAGAAUCGGUAUCGAUUCUGCAGGAAGAGAGAGUUCAUGAGGAGAAGCAACAGUCGCAUGCUCCAAAUAUCCAGCUGCAACUUCUGCAAGUUCUCAAGACCGUUUCCCCAAGCCAAGACCUUUCAAUGCUGCAGGAAGUGAUGGAAACUCUCAACAGUGCCCUGGGUGGUGACUCUCAGGAGGACAGGCAGCACACACUGGAGAGCAUCAAGGAGGAGAGCUCAGAAGGAGGGGUUGAGGGGCCGGAUGGUCACAUUCCAUCUCCUCUGUCGUCUGCCGACUCAGACGCCUGCAAAGUUGAGGAGUUCAAAAACCAGCUCUUCUCCAUCCAGGAUUUCUUGGAGUGUGUUGGGAGACUGCAGGAUCACUCUGAUGUUUUAGAUGAUGCGAGAAAAGACCUGUUAGUCCAGGCUCCUGUGGGCAACAACAUGGAAGAGCUGCAAAUCCAAAUAGAGGAAUGUGAGUGUUUGGAGUCCCAACUUUCUAGACUGGCUGGUGAUCUGGCAGUAGAUGUGGAAAAAGCCAAAUGCCUCCUAAGUUCUGCUGAUGACCACAUUCCUGUUCAAAUCCAACAAGAUUUGGCCUCCAUAUAUCUGGAAGUAGGGCCAAAUCUUACCGCCGCUUCCCAACUGUGUGCAGAACAGAUUCAGUCACUAAAUCAAGCACUGGAAACAGAGAGGGUACAUUUGGAUUCAAUGUACCAGAAACAUCUGCGUGAUCUUGAUGAGCUAGCGAGCCUCAUCCAAAAUGACUCUGAGAUGCAGUGCUUGGAUUUGAACACGUGCGAUGUGGACACACUGAAGCAUUUGAUUCAGCAGAACAAGGACGCGGAGUGCAAUCUGCUAAAAGAGACCAGGCUCAAGUUGGAGGACGUCACAUUUGAUAUCCAGUGCUUUAUUUCUGAGCAGGCUCAGUUCCUGAGUGCAGCUCAGAGCAGCUGCCUCCUGAAGCUCCUCAGCACCACUCAGCGAACUCUCCGGGACCAGACAGAGAGGCUUGUUGCGGAGCGGAGCAGCUUAGAUGUCCUACUGGACACGAGGGAGAGGCAAAACCAUGCGGAGUCUCUGUUGGAGAGGCACAAAGAGUUCACGGAGAAACUGGAGGAAGUGUGUGAUAAUCUCACCUUGACGGAGAACCGCCUGAUUGGUCAUCAGCAACAGACUGACAGCGCUGAGAGUGUCACAGAUCUGCAGCAGUACCAGCAGGAACACCAGGCUCUGCAAAAGGACGUGUUGACAAAUGCCAGUGCCUUGAAUGAGGUCAUCACCAGCACUAAAAAGUUUUUGGAGGAAAACCGGAACAAACUGACGCCAGAUCAAAUCGCCAUCGCUGAGAGCAAGUUGGAAGAGGCUAAAAGCAAAGCCAAGCUCAUCAACCAGCGGGCUGAGGAGUCCAGGAAAGAUCUGGAGAAGGUCGUCACAACAGCCAUUAAACAGGAGAGCGAAAAGGCUGCAGCGGUUGAGCGCCUUGAAGAAAGUAAGAACAAAAUCGAAGGCCUUCUAGACUGGAUAUCCAACAUAGGGAGCGAAAAGGAGAGCGGCCUGGAUCAAACUGACCAUAUAAGUAAAGAGAAUGGAAACCUGCCAGAGGAAACCUCAGCCAAGGGACUGAUGGGAGAGAAUGACGAUGCCAAUGGAAACGCAUUACAGAGCACUGGAAAUGAUUUUGGCAGAGAAGCCCGCGGAGAGAGCGACGCCUCCCUGGACCUCGAUAAGCAGUAUGACAGGGUCAAGGCUCAUCAUCAAGAGAUUCUGUCCCAGCAGCAGGAUCUAAUCAUGGCCACCCAGUCAGCUCAGGCUUUGCUGGACAAGCAGGCCGACGUGCUGUCCGCGGAGGAGAAGGAGAAACUGCAGAGGAACAUCCAGGAGCUGAAGGGACGCUACGAGGCCUCGCUGACGCAGGCUGAGCAGCAGAUGAAGCAGGUGCACUGCGUCCAGGAGGAGCUGAAGAAGUUCCAGGACGACUGUGAGGAGUUUGGGGGCUGGUUAGACCAGGCUGAGGGCGAGAUGGAGGAGCUGGGUGCUCCCGCCGGCUCCCUCAACAUCCUCAGUGACAAAUUACAGCGGCAGAAGAGCUUCUCGGAAGAUGUGAUAUCCCACAAAGGCGACCUUCGCUUCAUCACCAUUUCAGGACAGAAAGUGUUGGACGUGGCCAAAGCCUGCGGACUGGGUGACCCUGCGGCUAAGAACGCUCAGCUGCACGUGGAUACUUCGGGAACCUGUUCUGCUGUCAAGGAAAAACUGGACUCAGCAGCCGGUCGAUACAAAACACUACAUUCUCAGUGCAAUCAGCUCGGCAACAACCUCAAAGAUGUAGUCGACAAGUACAAAAAAUAUGACGACUCCAGCGCUGGUCUUUUGAAGUGGCUCAACAGCUCAGAGGAGGAGGCGAGGAAGCAGCAGUCAGAGGCCAUAGCGGCUGACCCACAAACACUGCAGAAACAGCUGGAAGAGACCAAGGCCCUACAGGGUCAGAUGACAGGACAUCAGACUGCUGUCGACACACUACGCAAAACCACAGAGUCCUUGGUAACAUGUGAGGGAGACCUGCUGAGCAACCCAGACGAGAUCCAGGAGACAGUAGAUGACAUAGUGGAGCGCUAUGACAACCUGUCUAAGUCUGUAAGUGAUCGAAACGAGAAGCUGCAGAUCACACUGACUCGCUCCAUGAGUGUGCAGGAUGGUUUGGACGAAAUGAUGGCAUGGAUGGAGGGAGUGGAGGCCAGUGUGAAGGAGAAAGGACAAAUACCCCUGGACUCGGCAUCCAUUGGCGAUAUCCUCAGCAAAGAAGCAGCCUUAGAGCAGGACAUAGCAAGUCGGCAGAGCAGCAUCUCAGCCAUGAAAGACAAGGUGAAGAAGUUUGCGGAGACGGCAGACUCGUCUGCCGCUGCGCUUCUGCAGUCAAACAUGGAAGCUCUCUCUCAGCGCUUCUCCGAUGCUUGUGACAAGCACAAGCAAAAGGUCUCCCAGCUGGAGCAGCUGAAAGAAAAAGUGGAGCAGUUUGAGACAGUCGCAGGCAAAGUCCAGCAGUUUGUCGUGAAGCGUUCGCAGGAUCUGCAUGAGACGGAUGGUCCAGGGAAAACCUUCAAUGAACUGUCUCAGCUAAUGCAGAGUACUAAAGCUGAGAUGGCUGAACAUGCCAGUGAUGUGGAGAAGCUGCAGACUCUGUCCAAAGAGCUGUCUGAAUUAAGCCCCGACGGAAACAAAGCCCAGAUCCAGAGCAAGAUGGACAAUCUCUUGAAUAUUUUCACCACCUUCAAAGACACUGUCAAAGAAAAAGAGGAAGAGGUAUCAUCCUGUCAGGACCAGCUGGGGGAGUUCAGGUCUGCAGCCAACGCGCUCACCAAGUGGCUGGAGGAGACAAACGAGAAAGUACCUGCAGUUCAGCCAAGCAGCAGUGAGAAGAGUCUGGAGAAGGACCUGCAGACAGUCACCGGAUUAUUAGAUGAAUGGACAUCCAAGGGCCCUGCUGUCCAAGACCUGAACAGUGAAGGAUCGGCACUGUGCAGCCUCAUCACUUUCCUCACAUCUCCUGCCAAAACAAAGACUCCCAACAAGUCAGCUCUUACUAAUGGUGGUGGUGGUGGUCCAGCGAGCCAUUCCUACCUAACUAAUAAAGAGCUGAUGGUGAUUCAGCAGAACGUGUCGUUCGUCAACGAGGGAUACGCGAGCCUCGGAGAAACGCUGAAGAGUCGAGCCACGGAGCUGAGCAGCUCGGUGCAGUACGUGAAAGAGGCCCAAAAGGAGACGGCGGACAUGAUGACGUGGCUGAAGGACAUGAAGAAGACCGCGGCAUCAUGGAACAACGCCGCCACAGAGAAGGAGUCGGUGAAAACACAGCUUGAACAGCAGAAGGCAUUUGAAGACGACAUGAAGCAGAAGCAGGAGCGGCACCAGAAGCUCAGAGAGAAGCUCCUCAACUUGAUUAAGACUCAUCCGAACUCCCCCGAGGCAGCGAAAUGGAAGCAGAUGCUGGCAGAAAUAGAUGCUGCAUGGACAGAUAUCAGUGGCUCUGUGGAGCAGAGGAAGCAGCACCUGGAGCAGUCCAACAAGAAUCUGGACAUCUUCCAAACCACUGAGCUGCAGCUCGGUCAGUGGCUCUCAGAGAAAGAACUGAUGAUGAGUGUCCUCGGACCCCUUUCGAUCGACCUGAACAUGCUUAAAAUGCAGAAACAGCAAGUUCAGAUCCUCCAGAAUGAAUUCAAGAGCCGCAAACCUCAAUAUGAGCAACUUGAGGAAGCUGCCUCAGCCAUCCUAAGCUCCUCGGGCAACCAGGACCCCUCAAACGGAAAGCUGGUGAGGGAGAAGCUCGCCGCCAUCACCCAAAAGUGGCAGGGCAUCACGGGGCAGCUGGACCAGAGAGACAGCCUCAUCGACCAGGCCGUGGUGAAGACGGGGCAGUUUCAGGAGUUACUGAGGAGUCUGGGUCAUACUGCCAGCCAGCUGGAGAAUCAGCUCACCAACCACCAGGGCCACAGCACCCAGCCCGAUGCUGUGAAGAAGCAGUUGGAGGACGUCCACAACAUCUCAGCUCAGCUGAGAGAGGAGAGGAAAACGCUGAAGGAGGCGGAGGCCAUCAACACAGAGCUCACAGCGAUGGUGACUGAGGACUAUCUGAAAGCAGACUUGGCCAGGCAGCUGGAGAGUGUCAGCAAGCCUUUCAAACAGCUGGAAGAGAAAGCAGCGAAAAGGAUCGAGCAGCUGAACUCAACCUUUGCCAGCUCCCAGCAGUUCCACCAGACCUCCAAAGACUUCCAGUCGUGGCUGGGCGAGAAGCUCCAGGACCAGUCUAAGCCCCAGGCCAUCUCUGCUAAAGUGGACAUCCUGCAUCAAACCCUGGAGGAGCACAGUAAACUCCAGCAGGCCCUCGGUGAACAUGAAGAGGUUUACAACACAAUCCUCGGGGAGGGGGAGAUGCUUCUGCAGAGCACCGACGGUGCAGAAAAGUUGGCACUACAAGGGCAGCUCACCGCUCUCUCUUCCAACUGGGACGAAGUGAAAAGGAGCUCCGUGGAGCAGGCCGGUAAACUCCAGACUGCUCUGCAGAGAUCUCUGAAGUAUCAGGAGCAUGCAGAGAAGCUCAGCUCAUGGAUUCAGGAGUGUGAAGCCAGCGAGGGCCGGGUCAAACUCACUGUCGACCCCGCUGCUGUCGAGAGCUCCAUUUCUCAGGUCAAAGUUCUCCAGAAGGAUGUUGACAAGAGCAGGCGGCUGGUGGAGCAGCUCGACACGGCUGCUGAUAGCCUUCUUGAGGUGGCCAACGUGGACACUCAAGCUGUGAAAGAGGAGAAGGCUAGCAUUGGCAAAAGAGUGGACAAUGUUGCCGAGGGUCUGCAGAGCAAGAGGGAGUCCCUGGAGAUGAUCUCGCACACGGUUAAAGAAUUCAACGAUACCUACAAAGAGGCAAAGGGUCAGCUCGAGAGGGCUAAGAAGCAGGUGGAUGCCUAUAAAUCCCAGGGAGUGCAGGGUCACAGCAAUAAGAACCUGACCAACAUGAAAGCCCAACAUAAGAGUUUAGAGGGCGUGCAGAACCAAAUAGAGCACCUGAAGAGCAUGGCCAAGGACCUUGUAGUCAACGUCCCAGAUGCGGAUGGUGUGACAGACCUCUUACUGCACACUGACAGCAUAGAAAAUGACUACAGCUCCCUGAACAAGAUACUGGAGGAGACGUGCCAAGUGUUGGAGGGUAAACUGCAGGGUAUUGGGCAAUUCCAAAUCAGCAUCCGUGAGAUGUACACCCAUUUCACAGACCUGGAUGACGAGCUGGACAGCAUGGCUCCUGUGGAUCUUGACUUGGCCACACUUAGCGAACAGCGGGGCAGCAUCCAGAGCUUUGUGGCUAAGUUGCAGGACCUGAUGGCCAACACAGCCAAUGCUGGAGACAGCUGUAAGAAGAUGCUGGAGACCGAAACCUCGCCCGACCUGUUGGGCCUGAAGAGAGAUCUGGAUGCCCUGAGUAAGCAGUGUGGCAAGCUGUCGGACAGAGCCAAAGGCAGAGAGGUGCAGGUGCAGAGUACCUUCGCCAAGCUGGAGGAGCUGUACGGCAAGCUCCACCGAAUGGAAGAUGAGCUUUGCAGAGCUGUGGACAAGGAGGCGACCCAGGGAGCGGUCGGCAUGGAGACAGACGUCAUUAACCAACAGCUGGAGGCCUUUAAGGCUUUCCAGAAAGAGGACAUUGAUCCAUUGCAGACGCAGCUCCAAGACAUCAACUCCCUCGGCCAGGGUCUGAUCCAAAAUGCUGCCAAAGGCACCAGCACCAAGAAGCUUGAUGAUGACCUGGAGGGUGUCAACACGAAGUGGAAUACCCUCAAUAAAAAGAUUGCUGAACGUUCAGCCCAGCUGCACGAAGCCCUGUUGCAUUGUGGGAGGUUCCAGGAUGCCCUGGAGUCCCUGCUCAGCUGGUUGACUGACACAGAGGAGCUCGUGGCCAAUCAGAAACCUCCCUCUGCCGAGUUCAAAGUGGUCAAGGCUCAAAUACAAGAGCAGAAACUCUUACAGAGACUGCUGGACGACCGAAAGCCGACAGUGGAGCUAAUAAAAAAAGAGGGAGGGAAGGUCGCGGAACUGGCGGAGUCUGUGGAUAAGGAGAAAGUUGCAAAGGAGAUCGAAUGCCUUGGGCAGAGGUGGGACGCCCUGCUCAAGAAGGCUGAAAACAGGCACAAGCAACUAGAGAGCAUAUUGGUGGUCACUCAGCAGUUCCAUGAGACUCUGGAGCCCCUGAGCGAGUGGCUCGCCGCCACAGAGAAACAUCUGGCCAACUCUGAGCCAACCGGCACUGAGACAUCGAAGCUGCAAGAUCAGAUCUGUCAGCAUAAGGCCUUAGAGGAGGAGAUUAUGAAUCACAGUAAAGACCUGUUUCAGGCCGUCAGUCUGGGUCAGGUGCUCAGAACUGUGAGCUCAGUGGACGAUAAGGAGUUUGUUCAGUCUAAGCUGGACGCCGCGCAGGCCAGUUACAUAGAGCUCCAGGAGCGGUGCAGGAGGAAAGCCGAGAUGCUGCAGCAGGCUCUGGCAAACGCCCGGCUGUUUGGAGAGGAUGAAGUGGCCCUCAUGAACUGGCUCAGCGAGGUGCACGUGAGGCUGGGCGAAGUGUCCGUGGAGGACUACAAAAUAGAUGUUCUCGAAAAGCAGCUGGCAGAACAACGGGGGCUACAAAGUGAUAUUGAGUUAAGGAAGAGGAAUGUUGACCAAGCCAUAUCUAAUGGGAUGGAGCUACUGAAGCAAACAACAGGUGACGAGGUGGUUGUUAUCCAAGGCAAACUGGACGGUAUAAAAGCCAAAUAUGCUGAGAUCAACUCGAUGAGUGACAAUGUUCUGAAGACACUGGAGCGUGUUUUGAGUUUCUCCUCUAAGCUGCACCAUAAUCAUGAGGACCUGAGCUCGUGGCUCGAGAAAGUAGAGGCUGAGAUCAGAGCUUUUGCCGACCAGGAGCCAGUGGGUGAUCAGCUCAUUCAUGCACAAAGCAGGCAAAAGGCCUUGCUGAAGGAGACCAAAGACCAAAAGCCUGUGAUGGACAAGCUGAACGAGUUGAGCAGUUCCCUCCUGGAUCUGAUCCCCUGGCACACUCGCGAGGGUCUGGACAAGCUGGUAACUGACGACAAUGAGCGGUACAGAGCCGUCUGUGACACGAUCACCCAGCAGGUCGACCAGAUCAACGCUGACAUUCUCAAGUCACAGCAGUUUGAACAGGCUGCAGAUACUGAGCUCUCCUGGCUGACUGAAGCUGAGAGGAAGCUGCUGUCGAUGGGCGAGAUCCGGCUGGAGCAAGACCAAAACGCAGCUCAGCUCCAAGCACAAAAGAUUUUCUCCAUGGACGUCAUGAGGCACAAAGAUGCCGUUGAUGAGAUUGUAAAAAACGGAAAGGCAAUUAUGAACAGCAAAAACCCAGAGGAGAAAGAAAAGUUGAAGGCCAAGACCCAGACCCUCUUGGAGAAGUACGGUACCGUCAGUCAGCUGAACUCGGAGCGCUGUCUGCAGCUGGAACGAACCCAGUCUCUGGCCAGUCAGUUCUGGGAGACCUAUGAGGAGAUGUGGCCAUGGCUCCAGGAAACCCUGAGCACCUUCAGCCAGCUACCCCCGCCUUCCAUCGAGUACGACAGACUCAGGCAGCAGCAAGAGGAGCUCAGGCAAAUGAGAGAGCUAAUUGCAGAGCACAAGCCACACAUAGACAAGAUGAAUAAGACCGGGCCUCAGUUACUUGAACUCAGCCCAGUGGAGGGAGUGCCCAUCAGAGAGAAGUACACAGCUACUGACCAGCUCUACAUCCAACUGAAGGCGGAUGUCAAGCAGAGAGCUGCCACUCUCGACGAGGCCAUCUCCAAAUCCACCCAGUUCCACGAUAAAAUUGACCCCAUGCUGGAAUCACUGGAACGGAUUGCCGAGCGCUUGCGUCAGCCGCCAUCCAUCUCGGUGGAGGUGGACAAGAUUAGGGAGCAGAUCACCGAAAACAAGGCCGUCUAUGUGGAUUUGGAGAAGCUGCAGCCGUCUUAUGAAACGCUGCGACAGCGAGGCGAGGAGAUGAUCGCGCGGUCUGAGGGGGCAGACAAGGACAUAUAUGCUAAAGCUGUACAAGACCAACUGGACCAGAUGGUGUUCCUGUGGAGCGACAUCCAGGCCUUGCUGGUGGAGCGCGAGGCGAAGCUGCUGGAUGUGAUGGACCUGGCCGACAAGUUCUGGUGCGACCACUGCGCCCUCAUCGUCACCAUCAAGGACAGCCAGGACCUGCUGAGGGAGCUGGAGGAGCCCGGAGUCGACCCGUCAGUCGUCAAACAGCAGCAGGAGUUUGUGGAGGGAUUUAAGGAGGAGAUUGACGGGCUGCAGGAAGAGCUGGAUGUGGUUCAAAACCAGGGGGCAGAACUCAUGACUGCCUGUGGGGAGCCUGAUAAACCUGUGAUAAAGAAGAGUAUUGAUGAGGUGAAUUCAGCGUGGGAGAAUCUCAACAAGACCUGGAAAGAGAGAGGAGAGAGACUGGAAGAAGCCAUGCAGGCUGCUGUGCAGUUUCAAGACGGCCUGCAGGGGAUGUUUGACUGGGUGGAUAUUAUGGAGAGCAAACUGGAUUCAAUGUCACCUGUAGGCACAGACCUGGAAACUGUCAAGCAGCAGAUUGUGGAACUCAAGGAGUUCAAAGGAGAGUCGUACCAGCUGCAGAUCGAGAUGGAGCGGCUGAACCACCAGGCAGGCCUCCUGCUGAAGAAGGUGACGGAGGAGGCCGAUCGCUGUGAGAUCCAGGAGCCAAUGUCUGAGCUCAGGAUGCUCUGGGAGAACCUGGAUGAGAAGAUCAUCAGCCGACAGCACAAACUGGAGGGAGGCCUUCUGGCCCUGGGCCAGUUCCAGCAUGCGCUGGACGAGCUGCUGGCCUGGAUGAGCCACACCGAGGAGCUGCUCGACGAGCAGAGGAAGGCCGGAGGAGACCCCAAAGCCAUCGAGAUAGAGCUUGCCAAACACCACGUUCUCCAGGUUGACGUGUUGGCUCACAAAGCCACAGUUGAGACGGUGAACAAAGCCGGUACUGAUCUGGUGGAGUCCAGCGCUGGAGAGGAAGCCGCUGGUCUGCAGACUAAACUGGAGAACCUGAACCAGCGGUGGAAAGCCAUCCAGGAGAAGACGAAGCAGAGGAAGCAACAGCUGGAGAGUUCUCUGCUUCAGGCCCAAGGUUUCCAUGGUGAGAUAGAAGAUAUGCAGCAAUGGCUGAAAGACACAGAACGUCAGCUGUUGGCAUCAAAGGCUGUGGGAGGCUUACCAGACACGGCCCGGGAGCAGCUUAACGCCCAUCUGGAGUUGUGUUCCGCCUUGGAGGCGAAGGAGGAGCUGUGUCAGGAGCUGUUGAACAAGGGUCACCAGCUGCUCGCCAUGACGCCCGAGGGUCCUGACAGCAACACCGAGCAGGACCUCGCCAACCUGAGGGAGAAAUGGGAAGCGGUGCAGGGCAAGGUCGCUGAAAGAAAGGCGAAACUGGAAGAGGCCCUGACACUGGCCACGGACUUCCACAACUCUCUGCAGGACUUCAUCAACUGGCUGACCCAGGCAGAGCAGACGCUCAACAUGGUUUCCCCCGCGUCGCUCAUCCUGGAGACCAUCAUGUUUCAGAUUGACGAGCAUAAGGUGUUUGUGACGGAGGUGAACUCCCACAGAGAACACAUCAUUGAACUGGACAAGACUGGAACCCAUCUGAAGUACUUCAGCCAGAAACAGGAUGUGGUCCUGAUCAAGAACCUGCUGCUCAGCGUGCAAGGCCGCUGGGAGAAGGUGGUGCAGAGGUCGGUGGAGCGAGGUCGGCUGCUGGAUGACUCCAGGAAGCGGGCCAAGCAGUUCCAUGAAACCUGGAACAAAUUGAUGGAGUGGUUGGACGAAUCUGAGAAGACUCUGGACUCCGAGGUGGAAAUUGCCAAUGAUCCAGACAAAAUCAAGACGCAGCUGGCACAGCACAAGGAGUUCCAGAAAGCUCUAGGGAGCAAACACUCAGUGUACGACACUACCGCUCGGACAGGGCGGGCCCUGAAAGACAAGACCUCUCUUCAGGACGAUAACCAGAAGCUGGACGACAUGCUGAGUGAACUGAGGGACAAAUGGGACACUGUCUGCGGCAAGUCGGUCGAAAGACAAAACAAGCUGGAGGAGGCCCUGUUGUUCUCCGGCCAGUUCACAGAUGCUCUCCAGGCUCUUAUCGACUGGCUGUACAGAGUGGAACCUCAGCUGGCUGAGGACCAGCCCGUACACGGAGACAUAGACCUGGUUCUCAACCUGAUAGACAACCACAAGGCUUUUCAGAAAGAGUUGGGAAAGAGGACAGUGACCGUCCAGGCCCUCAAACGUUCAGCCAGGGAGCUGGUCGACAGCAGUCACGCCGACUCGUCCUGGGUCAAGGUCCAGAUGCAGGAGCUGAGCACCCGCUGGGAGACGGUGUGCAACCUCUCGGUGUCCAAACAGGCCCGGCUGGAGCAGGCCCUGUGUCAGGCUGAGGAGUUCCACUCUACGGUUCAUAUCCUGCUGGAGUGGCUGGCUGAGGCGGAGCAGAGUUUGCGUUUCCAUGGCAGCCUGCCUGAUGACGAGGAGGCUUUACGGGCGCUUAUAGAACAACACAAGGAGUUUAUGAAGAAACUGGAGGAAAAGCGAGUGGCUCUGAACAAAGCAACCAGUAUGGGCGAGGCCAUCCUGAGCAUCUGCCACCCAGACUCUAUCACAACCAUCAAACACUGGAACACCAUCAUUAAAGCCCGGUUUGACGAGGUGCAGGCUUGGGCCCGGCAGCACCAGCAGCGACUGGCCACGGCCCUCACUGAGAUGCUAGCCACUCAGGAUCUGCUGGAGAAUCUGCUGACCUGGCUGCAGUGGGCCGAGACCAACCUCAACGACAAGGACAAUGAGCCGCUGCCGCAGGAGCUGGAGGAGGUCAAAGGCCUCAUUGCGGAACAUCAGGCAUUCAUGGAGGAAAUGACCAGGAAGCAACCAGAUGUUGACACGAUCACCAAGACACACAAAAGGAAGGCUGCGGUGGAGCCCCAAAUCCAGUCUCACAUCCCUGUGCUUGAAAAAGGAAGAACUGGAAGAAAACGUUCUCCCACGCAAACAAUGUAUGCGUCAGCAACACAAGCUCCCAUUGAAACCAAGAACCCCCGGGUCAACCUUCUGGUCACUAAGUGGCAGCACGUUUGGCUUCUGGCUCUGGACAGAAGGAGGAAACUCAACGACGGCCUGGACAGACUGGAGGAGCUGAAGGAAUUUGCCAACUUCGACUUUGAUGUGUGGCGGAAGCGCUACAUGCGCUGGAUGAACCAUAAAAAGUCUCGCGUCAUGGACUUCUUCCGCCGCAUCGACAAAGAUCAAGACGGCAAAGUGACCCGCCAGGAGUUCAUAGAGGGCAUUCUCUCCUCCAAAUUCCCCACCAGUCGUCUGGAGAUGAGCGCUGUGGCAGACAUUUUUGACAGAGACGGUGACGGUUACAUCGACUACUACGAGUUUGUGGCGGCUCUCCAUCCCAACAAAGACGCUUACAAACCACUCACAGAUGCAGACAAAAUUGAAGAUGAGGUUACACGUCAAGUGGCAAAAUGCAAAUGUCCGAAGCGAUUCCAAGUGGAGCAAAUCGGUGCCAACAAAUACCGGUUCUACCUUGGAAACCAGUUUGGUCUGGUUCACUGCUUACAUGACUCCUUAAUCGGCGAUGAGACAAUAGCAAUCAGGGAAAAUCAAAAUCUUACCCCCCACCUGAACGUGGCAGUUUUGGAAAGCUGUAUUCUGUUCGGAGACUCCCAGCAACUCCGCCUGGUGCGCAUUCUACGCAGCACCGUGAUGGUGCGGGUGGGAGGAGGCUGGAUGGCUCUGGAUGAGUUCCUGGUGAAGAACGACCCCUGUCGAGUUCACCACCACGGGAGCAAAAUGUUGCGCUCGGAAUCAAACUCUUCGAUUACUCAGUCUCCGAUAGGUUGGCAUAUCUCACACUUACUCUCCUUGCUCCAUGAACCCGAGAGCGCUAAAGGCAGGACCAACCUGGAGCUGCGAGAGAAGUUCAUCCUCCCAGAGGGCACCACGCAGGUGAUGGCCAGCUUCCGCUACCGAGGCCGGAGAUCCCGGCCGUCGUCCAGAGGAGCGUCCCCCAACAGAUCCACCUCCAGUCAGAGCUGUCCGGUCCCACCAAACCCGGUAUUGACCAGUACACCCAAGACUCCCCAACACAUAACCCGCAAUUAUGAUAAGCCCUGGCUUACAAACAGCAAACCCUCCACUCCUCUUAAAUCAUCCGACUCCUUUGAGAGCCAAGGUUCAUCCUCAGAGAUGACACCAGUCCACGGCAGCAAGUUACGUCUUCCUGGGUACUUGUCAGGUAAAGGGUUUCAGUCUGGUGAGGAGGGAACCCUGAUCAGCGCUGCAGUGCUGAAAGCCCGAACACAGACAAUAGGUGAGUCGAGAAGAAACUCCAGCAGACCAGGAAGUAAAGCCGGGAGCAGGGGGAGCAGCCGGCGGGGUAGCGACGCCUCGGACUUCGACAUCUCAGACAUCCAGUCCGUGUGCUCCGAUGCGUCGGAGACCGUUGGCGAGUCGGCCAGGGCGACGCCGCGUUCUGCUUCGCGCCAGCGCGGAGGGAAACCCUCCAAGAUCCCCACUCCUCAAAGAAGAACCACUCCCACGAGCAAACUGGCCAAGGGAUCCAAGCGAUAGUCGGUCGCACCUGUUUGCACCCUAGUCGCACCCUAAAAACAUAACGGACACUGGAGACAUCUAACUUAAAAGACUGCAAAUGUGUUGAGUGUUAUUUAAAUUGUUGCAAAGAUGUAAAAUAUUCUGUUGAGAGGCAAUAUGGUUUAAUUUUAUGUGCGAAUGGAAUGUCAAUGGCCUUGUGUAUUUGUUUUUAACGUAUUUUAUUUUUUGUGCAAAUUGUUUUUUAUUGUAUUUUAUUUUAUUGAUAAAGAAGAAGAAAAACCCGUAGAGGUGUGAUGAACUCUAGAAAAACCUGGGUAUGACUACGUUGUACUGUUAACUAACAUUUCUACACUAAUGAAGGACAACAAGCAGGAUAGUGCUGAGAGUUACCGAAUGUAAUGUAAUUUAUGUAUGCUGAUGUUCGGAGUAGAUGGUGCACCACGGUACCAUUUGAGGCACUGCAAUUAUCUAUUUAAGUGCUAUGAUAUACUGCCAACAUGCAUUUAAAGGGCAAUGCAAUAUACUACAAUAAACCCCUGUAAGCACUGCAGAAACCUUUGAAAAACCCUAUUUAAGACAAGUAGAAGAAUCCUCGUAAUCAUGAAGCUUUCAAGUCCUGUUUGUCCGUCAGCAGCGGCAGUCCCCGUUUUGUCUGAUCACCUCGCAGCAGUGUGUGCGUUGACCUGUACGAGGCGCCGCUCCACGUGGCCGUUGUCGUGUGCAUCCAUGUUAACGUAUGGUUCAUUUCGGUAGAGCUGAAAUUGUCGCUGUAACAUUACUUUGUAAUAAACCUGCUUGCGGAAAGCCACCAGAGACUGGUGUGACCCACAGAA
Molecule: messenger RNA, 26494 nt
Organism: Scophthalmus maximus (turbot)
Lineage: Eukaryota; Metazoa; Chordata; Actinopteri; Pleuronectiformes; Scophthalmidae
Gene: dst
Product: dystonin
Exons: 105
Coding region: 417-25679 (8420 amino acids)
Biological process (GO): hemidesmosome assembly; wound healing; cytoplasmic microtubule organization
Cellular component (GO): hemidesmosome; intermediate filament; cytoplasm
Molecular function (GO): microtubule binding; calcium ion binding; structural molecule activity
Source: RefSeq, a predicted model, not a curated record